Brassica oleracea var. oleracea is the source of this 1171-nucleotide messenger RNA. RefSeq names its product anamorsin homolog. NCBI's taxonomy places the organism in Eukaryota, Viridiplantae, Streptophyta, Magnoliopsida, Brassicales, Brassicaceae. Gene Ontology annotation, cellular component: cytoplasm. The record is from RefSeq and is a predicted model, not a curated record. Gene Ontology annotation, molecular function: iron-sulfur cluster binding. The coding region runs from base 131 to 952 and encodes 273 amino acids. Gene Ontology annotation, biological process: iron-sulfur cluster assembly. The transcript is spliced from 8 exons.
CGAAGAAGAAAAGUAUAUAAAAACAGAGGAGAGAGAGAGAAGAAGAAGAAUUUGAUUUCUCUUAUUUCACAGAAGAGAGAGAGAGAGGACUCUUAGGGUUUUUGGGCAUCUCGCGAGGUUCUAUCUUAACAUGGAUUCGGUAAUGACUCAAACGACUGUUUUGGCUGUGACGGAUGAUGUGGUGUUACCUGUUAGCUCUGUUCUAACUAUAAUGAAGGAGCUCGCAAAGGAAGGCGUUGAACGUUGUGAUCCUAUCAUCAUUACUCAAGCAUCCACAAUAAGUCAGGUUCCUUUGGAUGCUUCCUCAGUGGAUGUGGUUUUAGCCAUUUCCAGAACAUCUGAUUUUCCAAGUGAUAAAAUAUAUAGUGAGUUCUCGAGAGUUUUGAAGCCUGGUUGUUCAGUUUAUGUGUGCGCUAGUUCGGAGGGUGAAACUGUAGAGUUGCAACAGACCCUUCAAAAGAGAGUAGCGUUGGCUGGUUUUCUGGAGGCACAGUCUCUUGAUUUGAAAUCAAUUAAGUUGCCUAACUUCACCUUCUCCGUUGGAAUUACGGCAAAGAAACCUACUUGGAAGAUUGGUUCAUCAUUUGCUCUCAAAAAGCCUGCAAAAACUACACUCCCGAAGAUUAAUCUGGACGAUGACUUGGAUCUUAUUGAUGAAGACUCUCUUUUGACAGAGGAGGACCUGAAGAAGCCACAGCUUCCUGUUGCUAGUGGUUGUGAGACCACUAAGAAAGCUUGCAAGAACUGCGUCUGUGGUAGAGCUGAGACAGAGGAGAAAGCUGUGAAGCUGGGCCUCACUGAGGAUCAAAUCGAGAAUCCACAGUCAUCAUGUGGCAGCUGUGGGCUUGGUGAUGCCUUCCGCUGCGGUACAUGUCCUUACAAGGGUCUCCCACCUUUCAAACUAGGCGAGAAGGUAACCCUUUCUCAAAACUUCCUUGACGCCGACUUCUAAGCCUGCGGAAGGUGCAUCUUCAUGCGUUCUUGUUUCCCACCGAGGCCAAAACCUUUUGUCAAACACAGAGUAGUUUAAUCACUUUGUGUCCUUUCGUAUAUUUUGUUUGUUGCUACUUUCUUUAUUUCUCGGCUUUUGAAUGGCUUUAGUAGACAGUUGUUGGGUGUUGCUCACAAUACACAUUGGAACCUUUAUAUCAAUGAAGAACAGCUUUUCACU